This is a messenger RNA of Phlebotomus papatasi, 2220 nucleotides long. Its product is annotated as pancreatic triacylglycerol lipase. Gene Ontology annotation, biological process: lipid metabolic process. Bases 548 to 2146 code for a protein of 532 amino acids. The transcript has 7 exons. The record is from RefSeq and is a predicted model, not a curated record. Gene Ontology annotation, molecular function: triacylglycerol lipase activity. NCBI's taxonomy places the organism in Eukaryota, Metazoa, Arthropoda, Insecta, Diptera, Psychodidae.
AGACAAUUUUUUUUUUUCAUAAUGGGUGAAUUAAUUAGUCUCAACUAUGUUGGGUGUAUCAAUAUUGACGUCAUAUUUACUCAUUUGUGAUAUUUUUUGACCUAUGAUCUGCGUCUGUGAGCGAUUGGAUGGGGACGUUUUCUUAAAUAGUAAUAAACAUGUACAAUUCAUUGCGAUAAGAUAUUUUUGUCUAGUCCAAGAGAGGCUGGAAGAUCAGUCGUUAUUGUUUAGUGCAUGUGGAAUGAUCAUUCUCCCCGAACAAAUUCUCUGGAACGAAAAUCUGUAGACAAAAUAGCAGCAGAAAAGAGUGGAUAAAGCAAACAAGAAGUGUGUGUAUUAAAAGUUAGAAAAAUUAAUUCUGACCUAGUGAACAAAAUUUAGUGAAAAAUUGUGAGGCAUGACAUUGAAAAGUCAAUAAAUUUCAGUUUAAAUAGAUCAUCGAUAGUUCUCUUUGGACAGAUAUUGACAAGAAGUGUCUUAAGUGACUUAUUUUUAAUGAUUGAGGUGAAAAAUUGCAAAGUAUUUUGAAAAAAAAUUUAAUUAAAAUAUGAUCCUGCCAAACAACACGGGCGGCUUUAUGCUGCAAACGAUGCUCUACUUGGCAAAUCAGCGGCCAAAUGAGAGCAAUUUCCACGAACUGUACAACCUUCCUCCAGGAAUGGAUCCAGCAGAUAUAAAUGAUAUUAAAUGCUAUGGCGUGUACGGAUGUUUUCCAAUUACACCUCCAUGGACUGUAGAGACCCGACCUGUAAGCCUCUAUCCUGAAAGCCCUUCUAAGAUCAGCCCACACUAUCCAGUGUUCAAUAAAAACAGGAGAGAUCUGCCAAAGUUCAUCGACAUCAAUGAUCCUGACCAAAUAAAGUCGGUGGGAAUCGAUCCGAGAGGGAAUAUUUAUUUUGUGGCUCAUGGAUACUUGGAAUCUGGAGACAGACCUUGGAUCCAAAGCAUGGUGAAUGCUCUUUUGGAUGAAGAUCUCUAUGGGACAGCGAGUGUUGUGGUGGUGGAUUGGGGCGGUGGCUCAAGUCCCCCUUACACUCAAGCUGUGGCCAAUAUACGCCUCGUAGGGGCCAUAACAGCACAUAUAAUUCACUUAAUUCAUGAGGAGCUGAAUCUUCCCAAUUUGGAUAAGGUUCACAUGAUCGGGCAUUCUCUGGGGUCUCAUCUUUCAGGCUACGCUGGAUUUACCUUGCAGCGUGAUUUUAACCUUACCUUGGGCAGAAUUACAGGAAUGGAUCCGGCUGAACCUCUUUUCUCCCAAGUGGAUCCCAUUGUCCGGCUUGAUCGUACGGAUGCCAAAUACGUGGACAUUAUACAUUCGGAUGCCAGACCAUUCACUAGCGGAGGCCUUGGAAUGUCCGAGGUGAUUGGGCAUUUGGAUUUCUUUCCCAAUGGAGGUUUUAACAAUCCAGGAUGCAGCGAAGACAUGUCCACGUACAUCGAGCAAGAAAGAGGAUCAUUCUUUUGGGGUGUCCAACAGUUUGUCAGUUGCGACCACUUAAGAAGCUACCAGUUUUUCACUGAGAGCAUCUCUCCAAAAUGUCCCUUCAUUGCCAUUAGCUGUGAUAGCUACGAGAGUUUCAAAGCUGGCAACUGCUUCAAGUGCGAUCGUGAUGGUCACAAAUGCUUCCAAUUUGGAUUCCACAGCUACAAAAGCUACAGACGAGCCAUCGAGAGUGGCAGUAUCAGAGAGAGUAGCUCCAUAAAAGCAUAUCUCAUAACAGAUGCCCAGAAACCUUAUUGUCGCACGCACUACAAGGUAAAGAUAAAAAUUUCCAGCUCGGAGGAGAGUGUUGUACAUGGUGGAGAAAUUGGCAUGAUGUCCAUCAUUAUUCGAUCUCACCACAACACCGAGACGGAGAAGAUGCCUUUUUCAGCUGAGCCGACGUACUAUGAGCCUGGUCAUAAGUACGUGUCAGUGCUGCCGGGGAAGGAUGUUGGGAUACCCAAGUAUGCCAUCGUCAAUUGGGAAUACAAGACAAAUCCCCUGAAUCCUCUCACGUGGCGUCUCAUUGCGAGUCCUCGUGUUUACAUUGAGUACAUUAUUGUUGAAUCUCUGGAGCACAAAUCAAACCUCCGCCUCUGUCCAAUGUUCAAUACGCCAGUUGUUGCCGAUACACCAAAUAUCUUCCGACACGAUUAUUGCUGAGGACAUCAAUGGAUAACAAUAUUUGUGAUUUCACCACACGACACAAUAAAAGAUGGUUAAGAAAUGGAAGAAAA